Molecule: messenger RNA, 1339 nt
Organism: Gigantopelta aegis
Lineage: Eukaryota; Metazoa; Mollusca; Gastropoda; Neomphalida; Peltospiridae
Product: multiple epidermal growth factor-like domains protein 10
Exons: 9
Coding region: 1-1329 (442 amino acids)
Molecular function (GO): scavenger receptor activity
Source: RefSeq, a predicted model, not a curated record
AUGUCGACGUGUUGGGCGCGUCUGCUGUUUGUCGCAUCAUGGAUUUGUUUUAACACAUACUCAGUGUCAGGAACCUGUAUGUCAGGGAAGUAUGGUUUAGAUUGUAGCUACACCUGUCACUGUGACGCUGCCAACUGCAAUAACGUCACAGGCUGUUCUGGGAGUUGCUUGGAAGGAUGGUCUGGACCAAGAUGUACUAAAGGAAAUAUAGGUCUGAGGAAAACUGCCUACCAGAGUUCAUUCUAUAUUGGCUUCGAAUCGCACAGUCCACGUCUUGCGGUAGAUGGCAAACUUGAACAAGGAGAUUAUGCCAAAAAAUGUAUUAUAACUGGAGGCGGCCAGAAAAACUCCUGGUGGGAAGUAGAUUUGCAGAGAGACUACUACAUACACGAUGUAGUUAUUCACUUCCGCACAGACUACCUACGUCGUAAACCUGGUGUACAGGUACACAGUUCUAUGAGAGCAAACCAAAGCAAUGCAGGACACUGGUGUGGGAACACAUCUGCCAGUAGCCCGAAUAUAACAACCUUGACGUGCGAUGACACCGCUAGAUACAUCACUCUCUACAGAAGUGCAGGUGACAGAGUAAUGGACUUUUGUGAAGUCGAAGUGUUUGUCUGUGCUGCUGGCUCUUUCGGCGAUGACUGCAGUCAGUUCUGUCACUGUCGAGACAGACCAUGUAAUCAUGUAACCGGAGAGUGUACUGGAGGAUGUAAACCAAACUGGACGGGACAGACAUCCUGUGAUUCCAGUCACUAUGGUGAACUGUGCAAUAAUAACUGUUCCAGUAGACAUUGUAAUGUAUCAUCAUCGUGUCACAACAUCACUGGGCGGUGUGACAGUGGAUGUACAGCAGGAUGGAUGUCACCAGAUUGCACGACAAAAUGUCAAGGUGGUACAUUUGGACCCGGAUGUCACUCAAAGUGUAGUGGACGAUACUGUAAAGGAGACAGCUCAUUUUGUGAUGUUCAGAAUGGAACAUGCCAACAUGGCUGUCAGCCGGGAUGGAAGAGUCCAAGUUGUGACAUACAUUGUGAUACAGAUCAUUAUGGCGUGAAUUGUGAAUCAGUAUGUGCAGACCGACAUUGCAAGGGAGAACAACUGUGUAAUCAUGAACUGGGAUACUGCAACAGCGGGUGUCUGUCAGGGUGGACAGGACUUACAUGUGUUGAAGCCCAAGUUGACACUGGCAACACUGACACCGGUAACAGUGAUUCCACCAGUAUCGCUUUUGCCGUUGUGGCGGGUAUUCUGUUUGUACUGUUGGUCAUAAUGACGAGUCUUUUCAUCUGGCAAGUAGAUCUGAUUUUAUGUUUCUUUUCAUAUUGAAUUUGUUUGC